GGUGCUGGGGUGGAGCGGGGGUGCCCUGGAUGGCCCUGCGCACUGGGACCGCUUGGUUUGGGCAGGUCUUGCGCAGAGUUUCCCGGCUCCAAGGCACCUGGUCCCGGCGCUCCAGCAGCCUCCUGUGCCUCUCUUCUUCCCAAGAGCCCGAACAGGCGGGCGGGGAGCGGCCGCCGCCGCAGCACAAGCUGCCCCGGAGCAGCCGCCAGCCCCCCCGGCAGCUGCCCCCCUGCUGCGGCUGCUGCGGCCUGUCGGAUCCCCGGGCGGCCAGGGGGGGACAUGGUCCCCUCACUCGCCCCUUGCUGGCGGCCAUGAAGAGGCAGAACGUGCGGACCCUGUCCCUCAUCAUCUGCACGUUCACCUACCUGCUGGUCGGGGCUGCCGUCUUUGAUGCCCUGGAGUCCGACAACGAGAUGCGGGAGGAGGAGAAACUCAAAGCCGAGGAGAUCCGGCUCAAAGGAAAGUACAACAUCACCAGCGAGGACUACCGGCAGCUGGAGUUGGUGAUCAUGCAGUCCGAGCCACACCGGGCUGGUGUCCAGUGGAAAUUUGCCGGUUCCUUCUACUUUGCCAUCACGGUCAUCACGACCAUUGGUUAUGGACAUGCUGCCCCAGGAACAGAUGCAGGAAAGGCCUUUUGCAUGUUCUACGCAGUCCUGGGGAUCCCACUGACACUCGUCAUGUUCCAGAGCUUGGGCGAGCGCAUGAACACCUUUGUCAAGUACCUCUUGAAACGCAUCAAAAAGUGCUGUGGGAUGAGGAGCACCGAGGUCUCCAUGGAAAACAUGGUCACUGUGGGUUUCUUCUCCUGCAUGGGAACACUCUGCAUUGGAGCAGCAGCCUUUUCCCAGUACGAGGAAUGGAGCUUUUUCCAUGCUUACUAUUACUGCUUUAUAACAUUGACUACAAUAGGUUUUGGAGACUAUGUGGCCCUGCAGACCAAAGGGGCCCUUCAAAAGAAGCCUCUCUACGUGGCUUUUAGCUUUAUGUACAUUCUAGUGGGGUUGACAGUCAUUGGGGCAUUUCUAAAUCUGGUUGUUCUCAGGUUCUUAACCAUGAACAGUGAGGACGAGAGGCGGGAUGCUGAGGAGCGGGCGUCCCUGGCAGGGAACCGCAACAGCAUGAUUAUCCACAUCCAAGAGGACUCCCAGCAUGGUCGGCCACGGUACAAGGCCGAAGUAACAGACCUUCAGUCAGUUUGUUCCUGCAUGUGUUACAGGUCCCAUGAGUACACCAGCCGGGUGGUGUCCCACCAAAAUUCGUUCAGCUCGAAGCUGAACCCCCAGUACUUUCACUCCAUCUCUUACAAGAUAGAGGAGAUCUCGCCAAGCACAUUAAAAAACAGCCUUUUCCCAUCUCCUGUCAGCUCCAUCUCACCUGGGUUGCACAGCUUUACAGAUAACCACAGGCUGAUGAGAAGGCGAAAGUCCAUUUAAAGUGAUUUGUCUUCUUUUGCUUUCCUUGUUUAUCCAGUUCUUCUCUGUUGUUUUGGGUUUUUUGUUCCUUGAGUGAGACGGAGUGAGGCCAAAGGGAGUAGAGAAAGCCAGUCCUCCUCUGAGACUCAGCUCUUGAGCAUGAAGCAUGGAUUUUUACUGUUCCAGCAAAGUAUGCCUUACAUUACCCCCUCGGUGGAUGUCAGAGGAUUCAAGGUGACAUGAAGUGGGUACCAAAUCCAAAGUUGCACACACAGCUGGGAGCCUUCAUGUGCCACUGGCACUCCUGACCUAAUAAACUAUUUUCCUCAUGGGCAGGUUGCA
Molecule: messenger RNA, 1757 nt
Organism: Numida meleagris (helmeted guineafowl)
Lineage: Eukaryota; Metazoa; Chordata; Aves; Galliformes; Numididae
Gene: KCNK9
Product: potassium two pore domain channel subfamily K member 9
Exons: 2
Coding region: 30-1436 (468 amino acids)
Biological process (GO): stabilization of membrane potential; potassium ion transmembrane transport
Cellular component (GO): membrane
Molecular function (GO): potassium ion leak channel activity
Source: RefSeq, a predicted model, not a curated record